UUUGGCAGGCUCUGAUGUCACAGGUUGUGUUUUGUGUGUGUGUGUGUUUUUCCAAAGCAAGGGUUGUAAAACUUGUUUGAACGCCAGGGAGGCAAGAGCAGAGCUGCUGGAGGCUGACACUGCAAGCCAAGGCAGAAGGAGAAGGACACAGGGACCAUGCGCUCUUGAGCAAUGGUGCUUCAGAACACAGAAGCCAUGGGAGUACUGAGCCAGUCAGAGCUGUGCCCUUAUCCAGCCACAUUGGAAAAGGAUCAUCUUGAGGAUGUGCCCAAGUGCCACCAGUACCCAGAAAAGGAGGGAUCGCCAACCCAAGCCAAUACGGAAGGGGACUCCCUUUCUUCAGAAAAUGAUUCCAGUCCAGGAGGCAACUCCAAUGACUAUACAGAGGACGAUGAAGCCAGUAGCAUAGACAGUGCCAAGAAUGGGAAUGGGAGUCCAUGUGCAAGAAGGUCCGGGGGUCGUGCAAAAGAAGAGCAGCAACAGUCGCUCCGUGUUCUUAAUAAGAUUGCGGCUCUCGAAAAUCGGAUCAAGGAGCUGCAUCACCGGAAGAAGGAGCUGAAUAUUGAGAUGGACCUGGAAGGUGCGUUGGUGGAAGGAGAACUGAAAGAAGAGAGGCAAGAGCUGAGACGGGAAGAAGAGCGGCUGCUGGAACUGCAGAGGCGGCUUGCUGAGACGGAGCGCAAGUGUCACACUGAGCGGGAGAAGGAGAAGGCACGGCUGCAAGAGGAGCGUCGCAAGGUAGAAGAGUUGCAGCGACAACAUGCCGAAUCUCAGAUGCACCUCGACAGUCAGCCUGAAUCUAUGCGGGAGCGGAUGCAGAGGCAGCUACAGGAGACAUCUGAAAUGCUAGAAGGAGCCCUGAGAUGCUAUGAAGAUCUAGAAUUCCAGCAGCUUGAGCGAGAAAGUCGACUGGAAGAAGAGAAGGAAGCAACCUGUCAGGCACUGACUGAAGAGAUCACUCAGUUGCAAAAUAGCAUCAAUCAGAGGAAGAGAACAGUGCAGAGGCUGGAAGGCCAGGCUCGCUUGACAGAGGAACAGAUGCUGGAUGAGAGCCAACGAUUUGCACAGGAGAAAGGAGAGGCUGUCAGGGAUCUCAACGCGGAAAAAAAUCGCCUCAUGGACGUGGGCCAGGAGCAUUUGGAGGAAAAUGGGGAUGAUUCCCCAGAAGAGAAGCAGGGUGUCACUCAGCUCACUUUCACCCAAAAGACGGAUCGUAAGGUCAUUGUGUUGGGCUCCAACCAGUCCGACUCAUCUUCCUGUGUCUUCUCCGUCCGCAGUUCUGUCAAGGGUUCCAUUGGGUUACAGCGGACAGCGAGUCUCCCCCGUAGACGUGGAGAUCGUCUCCCACCCAGAAGUGCACAGCGCCCCCUCUCAAUGCAUGGUGCUCUAGACCCUGGUGUUCUUGCAGCACAGCUCUCUGGCAGGAGCAACAACUACUUGGGCAGUCCAAAUCUGCAAUUCUCACGACUCAACAACCCCCUCUAUCAGCUCCUGGGUGGCCAAGGGGCUGUGGGGCAGCUAGGAGGAACCACCCAAGAGACCUACAGUCUCGGAACCUGCGUUACCAAGUUGGCAGAGAUGGAACGGAGGGUACGGGAGGCCAUGGCAGAGAGAGAGCGGCUGUUGCAGGAAAGGGAGGCUAAGAAAGCAGCUGAGGAAGCAAAACGCAUGGAGUCGUCCCCAUUGACUAAGAAUCCCAAUCCAGUGGAAACCCGAGAGGCCAAGCAAGCUGGAUUUGACCUCCGGAAACACCUGGAAGCAUCAGGACACAGUGUGGACACCUGCCCACAUGUGCGGGUGACCAGCAAGUCCUGCAAAGGCUACCUGGUCAAGAUGGGUGGUAGGAUCAAGACCUGGAAGAAGCGCUGGUUCACCUUUGAUCGCCAGAAACGUGUCUUGGCAUACUAUGCAGACAAAGAAGAGGCCAAGCUUAAGGGUGUGAUUUAUUUCCAGGCCAUAGAAGAGGUUUACUAUGACCAUCUCCGCAGCGCUUUCAAGAGCCCCAGCCCCAAGAUGACCUUCUGUGUCAAGACCUAUGACCGUCUCUUCUGCAUGGUGGCACCCAGCCCAGAGGCCAUGCGCAUCUGGAUGGAUGCUAUUGUUACAGCAGCAGAGGAGAAUGUCCGCUACUGAUGUGUAAACAGUGCAAUGGACGUUAGAAUUUAUGCUCAACGAUGGACCUAGUGCUUCUCCUUAAGGAACUUCCAUAUGUAAACCAUAGCUCCUCCCUUGGGAUGGAGCAUGAUAGCACAAUAGCCAGUGGAAGAAGCCUGGAUGUGUUUCAGUUUGAUCAGAAGCUGGGUGGUCCCUCCAGUGUUUGGACAGACAUGGUUGGAACCUAAGUAACAUGUAAGGCCAGUCCAUACAUAGAGUUGCUGGCAGUGACUGUUCAUACUAAUUGCCACAUUCCUUACAUCUGAGGAGGCCAAGGAACGAUGUGUUUGCAGAUGGAAAAUUGGUGGUGUGCAUUCCAGACACUUCUGUAGAAUGUGACUUCAGUUCCAAAGAAUCUAAAUCAGUUUGUCCAGAAGCUGUUUCUUUUGGCCAAUGUCUGCUACAGAAAGCAACUUGUCUAGAGGAAAAGGGAGAAGUUUCUGUGAGCGUUUAACUCCUGAGUCGACCAGGGUUUGAGCAUUGGAUGAGGACUCUGAGACACCUGCUCAAACCCCUGCUUGGCCAUGGAAAUCCACUGGGUGACUUGAGCAAGUCUCACUCUCUCAGCCUAAGAAUAAGGCAAUGGCGCCCCUCCUCUGAAUUAAUCCUGCCAUGAAAACCCUAUGAGAGGGUUGCCAUAAGUGGGAGCCAACUUGAAAACAUAGAAGAACAACAAAACUGGAACAAAGUGCAGGUUGAACUAUCGUCAGCCAAUGAAUCUUGGUCCUCCUGUCUGAAAGAAGGGCUUUUUUGAGGUUGUCCCAAGAUGCCUUUGGUUUAUAUUUCUGCAGCCACUUGAAGCUUUUCCCUUAGUGCUUCAUCACAGUGCCUUGACAUAGGCUUGUCUGGACGAUGGAAGACUUUGAAAUACGUGAGAAAAAGCCUCUCAAUGGGACUUCAGCACCUUGCAUUAAGCAUAGUGGGUAGAUAGUGGCUGCAUUGUGUAGCUCUUAUUGUAUUUAUUGUGUGUUUGGGAGACUCGCUCGCUCUUUUCUGUGAAUACCUGGGAAAGCUGUGUCAAAGAAGCACUCGUGUAUAAAAUGGUAUGCUAUUUAUUGUAUAAAUCUUUCAUGGGAAAAGAGA
This is a messenger RNA of Sceloporus undulatus (fence lizard), 3237 nucleotides long. RefSeq names its product pleckstrin homology like domain family B member 3 (gene PHLDB3). Bases 172 to 2133 code for a protein of 653 amino acids. NCBI's taxonomy places the organism in Eukaryota, Metazoa, Chordata, Lepidosauria, Squamata, Phrynosomatidae. The transcript has 16 exons. The record is from RefSeq and is a predicted model, not a curated record.